Molecule: messenger RNA, 5299 nt
Organism: Hylaeus volcanicus
Lineage: Eukaryota; Metazoa; Arthropoda; Insecta; Hymenoptera; Colletidae
Product: protein zyg-11 homolog B-like
Exons: 11
Coding region: 302-2626 (774 amino acids)
Cellular component (GO): Cul2-RING ubiquitin ligase complex
Molecular function (GO): protein binding
Source: RefSeq, a predicted model, not a curated record
UACACUUAUUUCACUAUGUCUUCAGAACCGAACAGACUUCGUUGACCGUCAAAGGCUGUCUGUAAUUUCUUACGCGGAUACAGUUCGAAUGGUAAAUUGUUACAAUUAGGACGAUUAAAAAAUGUUUUCCCCGAUAUCGAGUCUGUUUAGACAUUUGGCAAGUCAAUAUGGCGUUCUCUCCACAGAUUCUUUGAAACAAAUGCAAAGGAAUGAAAUGGAAUUAGAUCACUUGAAAUAAUUAAAUAUUUAAAGAGCAUUUAAAGAGACAAAAGGAAAACGUGUAUGUAAAUAGAAAUAUAAGAUGUUCGAAUCUCCAAGAAGUUUACGGGAGGUUUGCAUCGAUUAUAUCUGUGACAAUAUUUCAAGUUUGUGCACAUGCCGUAUUAACGAUGCGGAUGAACAGUCCCCUAGUUUAGCAGGCACAACUACUUACAAUCAGAAUGUUAAGUCUUCGAUAAGUACCAGUAAUGUAGAUAUUCCAUGCACGACAAUAGCUAGGGCAUCUAGCGAUGUGUCGUCAACUCCAACAACAACAUUUAGUUUUUGGCAUUCAGAUGUUUUUUUACCUGCUGAAAUUUCAGAGCAGUUAUUAUCUAAUCUUUGCGAAAAGAAAAGAUUAACAGACGUCACUAUUACGCUUUUCGAUUCAAAGUCUACCAGAUUAAGACACGUGCGAUUAAAAGAUGCAUCCGCAUUAACAGCAAAGGGCUUAAAAGUUUUAAAACAGCAUAAAGUAGAAGAAUUGGUAGUAAAUGGAUUAAAGAUAACUGUUAAUGAUCUAAUAAGUUGUUUAAGUGAUUGGAGUUUACAAAACCUUCGAUCAUUGAGCGUGGCAAAAGGAAGUUUUAUGGGUUGUUCACGGUAUUGCGUGCUAGUAACGUUAAGCAAAUUAAGAGCUCUGAAUACAUUGAACGUAUCAGGAACAGAGUUUAAUAAACAUGGUUUGGAAAUAGUAGUCGAAGACCUUCCUCUUUUAGAGAGUUUAGAUAUUUCGUGUACAAAAGUUGAUGAUGUAACACCGUUAAAAAAAUGUAAAAAUCGUCUGAAGUCUCUUAUCAUGUAUAAUUUGAAGAUAGAUGAAAGUGCAAAUUUAAUCUCAGUAUUAUUGGAGCUAAAUGCAUUGAGAAAUUUAGAUAUUUCCGAUGAGAAAGAUAUGCAUGCUGUUAACUCUGUGUUAGGGCCUGCAAAACCAAAAAUAGGACAAUUUUUGAAAGCUAUACAUUGUAUGCCAUAUCUAACUAAUUUAGAUUUAUCUGGUAAAGGUGAUAUAGAUUCGAAAGACUUGAAAGAAUUUAUUAAAGCUCAUCUGUAUUUAAGGUUUUUGGGACUUGUAAGCACAGAUGCUUGUUACGAAGACAGUUUAACAAACUCGGCAAAUGCAGACUAUAGACCUGAACUUGUUGUUAGUGGUACAGCAACAGAAUCUCAAAUUUUAGAAGCCCUCAGAAGAUAUACAUGCAGACCACUCUAUCUAGAGAAAUGUUUGCUUAAUUUAUUCCGGUUAACGCAUAACUUUCUUGAACCACGGGUUGAUGUUAUAAAGUUAGUGUUAGCUGGAAUGAAAGAACAUCCACAGGAAGUUCGUGUGCAGGUACCAUGCACUGCAUGCCUUUAUAAUCUUUCCAAAGGUGAAUUUGCUAUUAUGAUUCAUCCAUCGAUACUCAAGCAAGUAGUAGAAUUGACCAUGGUAGCAAUGGAAUCUUAUCCGACUAGUCAUCGGCUACAAAUGAAUACGCUACUGACGUUAUGCAGCGAUAGAAUUUUACAGGAUGUUACCUUUGACAAAUACAGAUGCGCAACAUUAGUAAUGAAUUCCUUGUUAAUUUUCAAUGACCAAUCAAUGAUUCGUAUGUCUGUUGCCAUUUCCUCGAUAUUGGCAGCAAAAAUAACACCGGUAGAAACAUCUAAGCUUGGUGCUCAGCCACAGUAUAUGUCUAAAUUACUCUCGAUAGUUAGGUCUAGAGUCGAAUCUAAAUCAGUAGAUAUAACAAUGAAAUUUACAUUAAGUGCUCUAUGGAAUUUAACCGAUGAAAGUGCUUCAACGUGUACAGCCUUUCUAGCUCAAGGUGGAAUAGAGUUGUUUCUUCAAAUGCUUGAAAAUUUUCAAGGAGAGUCUAGCGUUGAGACUAAAGUACUGGGUUUACUAAAUAAUAUAGCAGAGGUUCAUUAUUUAAGACCAAGGCUUAUGAUACCUAAAUUUUUGUGGAUGCUUUCUUUGUUGCUGAAUUCGGCGCACAUUGAUGUAUCUUACUUCGCAGCAGGUAUUACUGCACAUUUGCUUAGCGAUGGACCACGGCUAUGGAAUACAACGACUUUACAACAGACUAGAGAUGAAUUACUGCAACAAUUAGCUCAUUCUGUGACACAUUGGCGAACACCUCAAGGAGAAAUGGUUGCUUAUAGAAGUUUCCAACCAUUUUUCCCGCUUUUAUGCUGCUCAGAUACUCCUGUUCAACUUUGGGCAGUUUGGGCAAUACAGCACGUGAUUACAAAAAAUCCAAAACAUUACUGCAGCAUGUUAAUCAGAGAAGAUGGUGUAAAAAUAUUAAACUAUCUGGAAACUUCACAUCCAAACAUACAAAGUUUGCGACGAUCAAUUCUAAAAAUGAUCGAAUUAAAUUCUUAACGAUGACUAUUGCCUUCCAAAACAAAAUUUGCGUACCAUGAAGUUGGUAUACUAGUCAAUGUUUAUAUCUAUGCAAUCUUAUUAUCCUGUUCUUUAGACCAAGUAAUAAAACUAUUAUAUGAACACGGACAUUUAUCAAAAGAGGGCUGUAACGAGGCAACAAGUCCAGGAUAUUGCUAUUAAAUUCUAUAGAUUCAAAUUGAGGACCUGAAUUAAAAAUCUGAUUACUAUGAAAACGCAAUUAAAUAUCUAAAGGUAUACAUUGAGUUUGGAAGAGAUAAAUUUCUAAUGUUUUAUUAUCACAUACUAUAUUCUUUAAUUGUUAAAUAUAUUUAUAUACUUUAAAAUGAAACGAAAAAAUCGAUCAAUUUAAACAGCAAGUACUAAUGUUUUGAGAAUUAACUUAAUUAUUUGUUAUAGGUUAUAUAUCGUUGUAUAUUAUAAAGUUACAAACUAAUAUUUAAGGUUCUAGUCUAAUAAAUUGAAUAUUAAUUAUGUUAAUGCGAGAUUUGUGUGUCUUUACUGACAUAUGCAGAGCAUCCUUAUUUUUCCCAAAACUUAGGUGCUUUUUGUGCCUAGCGUGACCGUUAAAACAGUAUUAAUAAUCAUAGUCUCAUUACUUGAAAGCUAUAUUCAAAAUACCGAAUCAAAUGUUACUGGUGUUAAUACUAUACAAAAAAAAUUAGUGAGGUUAGACUAGGAUCUUAUGAUUAUAGUAUGCUUCAAGACUGUAAGUUGUUUGCAUUAUUAUAUACUUCCUAUAAAAAUACAUUAGUAGUUAUUUUGUCCUGUUAUACUUUUAACGUUUUGAAUUCAGGUCUUCAGUUUUACUGUUAACGCUAAUAUUUUAAAACUUUUAGAAAUUAAUUGUGCAUUUAUAUGUGUUCCGGAAUAUCUCGACGUUUUAAUCAUAUAUUAUACAUACUUUUAAACUUAUGUCGCCGGCUAAAUUCGUUGAGAUAAUGUUUAUGUUUCUUGUAUCGUCCGUUGUCGUUUAAUACUUCGUAUAACUAGAGCAAAAUAAAUCAAGGGAACGCGGACCGAAAAUUCGUAUUAUUUUACAAUAGGUGAAAUAAUUAAACCUUCAAGGACGAAGGAGAUUAUUUCAUGAACAAUAUUGCCUUCAGAGAUAUAAAGAAAUGUAAAUUUCUAAUCAAAUAAAUGUAACAAUAUUCUGAUUAUAUCUGUUAUAAAAAUAUUAUUAAUUUGUAUGAAUAAAAUUUAUCCUUCUGAUAACAUUAACUGUUGAUCUGAAAUGUAAAAAAAAUGACAAUUUAAAUGUUACUGAAUGUUAAUAAACGCAAAUCAUUAAUUUAUUCGAGUUAUAUUUAUUUUACCUGUUUCUGUUACAACGUUGAAAGUAUGCGAACCUAAUAAAAGUAGUUGACGUACAAAUUUUUAAGCCAAGAAAAAUCUUUAUUUACCACCCAAACAUUACAUUUAUAUGUUACACUUAUAUCUUAAUUAUUCUUUUCUCGUUUUUCUUUCUUUUUUUUUUUUAAUGGAACGUAAAAAUUGUUCGUGAAAUUUGUAUGAUUAUCACUCAAUUGAUGCUGAUGCUGCACUGCACCUGCAAAAUACUUAGCGACAUGGAAGUAACGUUACGAAAUGUAGCUCGAUCAUUAAUAUGUGGAAACUUGGCUCUCCCCCUAACGUCAUAGCACAGUGGAUUAAUGGUUCAAAAACAUUUUACACGCAUCUUACAAAUUAGUAGCAAUGUGUUUGAGAUAAAAUUGAAGAUGUAUAGUUAGUAAUAAAUAAAUGAAAGUUGCACAGAUCGAUAUCAAUGUAUGAAAUACUCCAUAUGAGAAUUAUAACAUAAUUUUAGCAACUUUCACUUACUAUGCAUACAAAAUUUAGUAUUAUCGUAAUAUGAUAUUACUAGACAUUCGUAUUGCAGUUCAAUUCUUAUUUUAAUUUGACAUUUGAAACACGUGCUUCACCGAAAACAACUUUUAAUAAAUACAUUCAAAAUUAUUGAACAAAUAGAUAAAGGUUAUAUUUAUUUACUUCGAUCGCCACAUAAAACAUUUUUUGCCAACGUUAUAUCAGCCUUUAUAAUAUAUCAAAAUAUUUCUAAAAUAAUUAUUUUCUAAGCCCCUAAUAUGAUUCUUUCGUUUCGAGUAUAUGAGAAAGCUGUCCCUUUUUUUUUAUAUCAAUUUAAUAUUAUCUUAACAUAUUUUAAUACAAUUACCAUUUAUAGUCAAUUAUUUUUAUGUAGUUUAUAAAAGUUUUUUUUAUUCUACGUUAAUUUGAUCAGAUAACAGAAAUCUAAGUUGAAACAACCAUAAUUACCAUAGAUAACAAAAAUAUAUAAAAGUCUUGUUACAUACAUUAAAAAAAAUGUUAAUUGGUAAUAGAUAAAGGUAUAUCUAUGUUAGGAAAUAUUUUACUUGUAAAUGUUAAGAAAUUAGUGUACAAACGACAAGCAGAAAUUGUUAUAACAUUAAUAAUGUAUAACAUGUUACAAUUAUAUAUACGUAUGCAUAAAAAGAAAGAGAUAUAUAUUUUAUUUGGCAAUAAAUUCAAGGUGCACACGUACUUUUUUCAAAAUGUAUAAUGAUCGAAUUAGACCUAUUCUUGUUAAAAUAUUUAGUAUUUAUAGAAUUAUAUACGUAUAUACACAUAUGUAUGCGCGUAUAUAUAUAUAUACAUACACACACAUAAAAACAU